Misgurnus anguillicaudatus (oriental weatherfish) is the source of this 766-nucleotide messenger RNA. It is a transcript of the gene pdrg1, whose product is annotated as p53 and DNA-damage regulated 1. Lineage: Eukaryota; Metazoa; Chordata; Actinopteri; Cypriniformes; Cobitidae. The record is from RefSeq and is a predicted model, not a curated record.
UUUUGAGCAGGCAUUAGUGCUAGAUACCAAUCGGGGUCCUAGGGGAGACCGAAUUGCUCACGACACCGGCUCGACCGGUUUCUUCCUGAGACCGGCUCAACAGAACGGUUCGUUCAAGAACCUAACAUCACUAAUGCAUAGCAGCAAGCAUGGAUGAAAGUGCGCAGCGUGUAUUGGAGUAUCUAACAGAGGUAGAAGUGGCUGCAGAAGAUAUACUUGCAGACAGACAACAGAUUGUGGAUCUGGAUCUGCGGAGAAACAGGAACCGAGAAGCACUCAAUGUUUUACGAAACCAUUCAACAAACGAAAAUCUAAAGAUGUGUUUUGGAAAUAUGUUCAUCAAAUUCUCCCAAGAAAAUGGCACAUCCAUGAUUCUUAAAGACCAGGAGCAGCUUGACAAAGAAAUAAAUGACCUCCGCAAAUGUCUAAAGGCAAAAGUAAAUCGUCUAAAUGUGUUAGAAGGUAAGCCUGAACUCCGAGGAUACAACCUUUCCCCUCUGAACAGUGAUGAAAUGAAAGCAAUCAACAGUCUCAUUAGAAAAUGACAUGCACUUCACACUGUGCAGUCUUCACAAACUCUCGGUGUGUCUGCAGAUUUGAUGCAACAGGGUACUUGAUGUAAAUGUAUAUAUUUUUUGUUUCCUAACUUCAAAAUUAUGUUGAAAGCACGCAAAGCUUGGCCAUCAUUCAGUCUAUUCAGUCUUAUGUGUUUUUUAUGCAAUAUAAACUGGAAAAAUUAAAAAGAGAAAUUAUAAUGCCAAAGGUA